Elephantulus edwardii (Cape elephant shrew) is the source of this 906-nucleotide messenger RNA. RefSeq names its product protein lifeguard 1-like. Lineage: Eukaryota; Metazoa; Chordata; Mammalia; Macroscelidea; Macroscelididae. Gene Ontology annotation, cellular component: membrane. The transcript is spliced from 9 exons. Bases 1 to 906 code for a protein of 301 amino acids. The record is from RefSeq and is a predicted model, not a curated record.
AUGGACUUAGAGAUUAGUGAGCCAGGAGACUUUAGCUCUGGAGACCAUCUAUACCUGGUGCAGAAAGCAGCAGACCGUGUAAACGUCGAGUCCCAAGCUGAUCAACUUCCCAAAUCUUCUCCUGACCCAAAAAAACAUACUGAGAAUCCUGAACCAAUGGCUGGGGAGCGAUCAAAGGACUACGUGGUCCAAAUUUCAGAGGACAGCACAACAGAGGACAGCAGUACACCACCACCCAACCCAUUCUCAGAUAAAUCUAUCCGCAGAGCUUUCCUUAGGAAAGUGUUCCUCCUGCUGACUGGGCAGUUGCUUAUCACCGGGGCAAUUAUCAGUGUGUUUAUUUUUUGGCAAGCUUUAAGAGUGUGGAUACUCCUGCAUCCCUGGUUCAACUAUGCACUUUUACCAGCAUUUUUUGUUGUACUUUUGAUCCUGGCUUGCUGUGGGGAGCUCCGUCGUCAAGUGCCUAUAAAUUACAUUCUCCUGGCAUUGUUUACAAUUCUUCAAGGUCUUCUGCUUGGAACUGUAUCAGUCUUCUACAAUGCUGAAGAAGUGUUAUGGGCAGUAGGAGCCACUGCUUUGGUGACAUUAGCGCUCACUCUGUUUGCUCUACAAACAAAAUGGGAUUUUACCCUGUGUAGUGGAGUGCUCUUUGUCUUUCUCUUCAUACUUUUGAUCUUUGGAAUUCUUAUCAUUGUCAUACGAUCAUAUUGGCUGCAUCUGAUAUAUGCAGGACUUGGAACUGUGGUGUUUUCAUUUUACCUGGUGAUGGAUGUGCAGCUGAUGGUAGGUGGGCACCAUCAUUCUUACCUGAAUCCUGAAGAGUAUGUUUUUGCUGCUCUGAACAUCUACUUGGACAUCAUCAACCUUUUCCUUUUCAUUUUGCAACUGAUUGGGUUGGCACGGUAG